Molecule: messenger RNA, 2251 nt
Organism: Phycodurus eques (leafy seadragon)
Lineage: Eukaryota; Metazoa; Chordata; Actinopteri; Syngnathiformes; Syngnathidae
Gene: ush1c
Product: Usher syndrome 1C
Exons: 21
Coding region: 80-1834 (584 amino acids)
Biological process (GO): retinal cone cell development; inner ear receptor cell stereocilium organization; inner ear morphogenesis
Cellular component (GO): cilium; stereocilium tip; photoreceptor inner segment
Molecular function (GO): protein binding
Source: RefSeq, a predicted model, not a curated record
GACUCUUGUCAAACUUCCCCCUCGCAGGCAUCCCGCAUCAUUGCGUUGGGCAAAACUUGGUCGCUUAUCCCCGCUUGCUAUGGAGCGCAAAGUUGCUCGCGAAUUCAGGCACAAGGUGGAGUUGCUGAUUGAAAAUGAAGCAGAGAAGGACUACUUGUAUGAUGUCCUCCGCAUGUAUCACAAAGCCAUGGAUUUGCCUGUGCUCGUUGGGGACCUGAAGCUGGUAAUCAACGAACCAAAGCGUUUGCCCCUGUUCGAUGCCAUCCGACCGCUCAUCCCACUCAAACACCAGGUGGAGUAUGACCUGCUAACCCCCAAGAGGUCCAGGAAGCUGAAGGAGGUACGGUUAGAUCGGACACAUCGUGAUGGACUGGGUCUGAGUGUCCGUGGAGGGCUGGAGUUUGGCUGUGGUCUUUACAUAUCACAAAUUGUCAAAGAUGGUCAGGCUGGAAAUGUUGGUCUUCAGGUGGGUGAUGAGAUUGUCCGCAUCAACGGAUACUCCAUCUCCUCCUGUAUCCACGAGGAAGUCGUCAGUCUCAUCAAGACCAAGAAGAUUGUGUCACUCAAAGUUAGACAUGUGGGGAUUAUUCCUGUAAAAAGCUCAUCAGAUGAACCCCUCAAGUGGCAGUUUGUCGAUCAAUUUGUGUCCGAAUCUGGGGAGAAAAAAAGCAGCGUUGCUGGUUUGGCAUCGUUCGGAGGGAAGGAAAUCAAGGAGAAGAAGGUCUUCCUCAGCCUCGUGGGCACCAAAGGUAUGGGCAUCAGCAUCUCCAGUGGUCCAAGACAGAAACCCGGCAUCUACAUCAGCAACGUCAAACCCGACUCACUAUCUGUGGAGGUCGGACUUCAGAUCGGAGACCAGAUCGUGGAGGUGAACGGAGUGGACUUCACCCACGUGGACCACAAAGAGGCCGUAAGAGUCCUCAAAAGCAGCAGGAGUCUGACUAUUACUGUUCUGACCGGAGCCGGCAGCGAGCUGUUUAUGACGGACGAGGAGCGUUCGGCGGUGGAGGCGCGCAGGGAGCUGGAGAGGCAAGAGCUGAUGCAUCAGAAGAGGGUGGCUCUGGAGACCAACAGGAUCCUUAAAGAGCAGCAGGAGAAGGAGAGACAAAGGAAAACGGAGAUCUCACAGAAGGCUGCAGAGGAAGCGCAGCGCUACGAGCAGGAGAUGGAGAGAAUUGAGGCUGCGGAGAGGAAACACCACAGAGAGUGGGAAGAGGACUAUGGUACUACCGAGCGACCUCAGGAUCCACAGAUCCAGAGGAGCCCGUCACCCGCCCCGCCGGAGAUGAAAACCACUCGGUCUCCGAAGGCCAAAGGUUCUCAUGAUGAAGCCAGCUCAUUCACAGUUGACGCUGAGGACGAUGAGGAGGACAGACAAGGCUUUCAGAAAUACCUGGAAGACUUCGAUCCCCACUCCAUGUUCUCGUCAGACCAGAUAGCGGGACGAGACGUGAGACUACUGAGGAUCAGAAAGGUGGGACAGCUCGACUUGGCUCUGGAGGGCGGCGCUGACUCACCUUUGGGCAAAUUAGUGGUGUCGUCGGUGUACGAGGGAGGGGAUGCGGAUAAGCACGGUGGCAUUGUACCAGGUGAUGAACUUCUGGCUGUUAAUGGGAAGAUCCUGAUGGAGGCCACACUGAAUGAAGGGCAAAACUCUCUGGCACGAGCCUGGACUAGUGGAGGGGACUGGAUCGAUGUUGUGAUUGCAGCGUCGCCGCCAAAACAUUAUGAAGAUGAAGUCCCAAAGUCAGCAUCAGUCAGUCCCUUCGUGAACAGGAAGGUGCUUGAAGGCAGUGCAACACUGUACAGGCACGGCUACCUGCUUCGGCCCUAACCCUCGACCCGAACGUUCUUCUAGCUGCUGCGGUUUGGUGAGGAAGAAGGAGCGUUUCGUUCUCGAGGAUUCCUUUGGGAUUGACCUCAUCCCGUCCGUCACAUCAGAAUCAUGCACUCGCCCGCAGCCUCCUGGUGUUCUUUUACUCUUAGUUUGCAUUGCAAAUUUGAGACGGAAGAGCCUGCCAAGAUAGUGGAUCCUAUUUUGCUCGAUUUGCAAAGGAUGCUCGCCAUCAAUAUUUCAUUUACUCCAGUAACCCUUCUCACCCGCGUGCAGCCGGGCCAUGAAGCCGUUGCCCUAAAAACACACACACGAAAUAAACGAAACACGUCCAUGCUGAGCUUUCCUUCAUGCUUGUGUCUCAUUGGUCAAUGGUAAUAAGGGUUUUAAGGAAUAAAUAAAGGAAUUAAGAAUCCA